This is a messenger RNA of Chlorella variabilis, 732 nucleotides long. RefSeq lists its product as hypothetical. The annotation marks the transcript as partial. NCBI's taxonomy places the organism in Eukaryota, Viridiplantae, Chlorophyta, Trebouxiophyceae, Chlorellales, Chlorellaceae. The transcript has a single exon. The record is from RefSeq and is a predicted model, not a curated record.
UGGGACGCCCCGGCCGACCAGCAGCCGCAGCAGCAGCAGCAGCCUGCGCCUGCGCCGGCAGAUGGCGGCGCCGCCUCGCGGCAGCCCGCCAGCAGGUGGCACGGCGGGGCGGCGGCGCCUGCUCCCGCCCAAGACUCUGACAGCGACGAUGACCUGGCAGCCACCGUGGCGGCCGCCAAGCGCAACGCGGUCGCAGCAGCCGCCGCCGCCGCGGCGGCCGCCGCCGCAGCGCCGCCCCCAGCGUCGGCGUCGGCCGCCCCGCCGGCGGCCGACCUGGCAACAGCUGGCGGGGACGCAGCGCUGGAUGAGGAGCGGCGGCAGCGCCUGCGGCAGGUGGAGGGCGUGCUGGUGCAGUUCCGGGAUCGGCUGGAGGACAAAGGGCUGGCGCGGCGGGAGGUGGAGGCAAAGGUGGCGGAGCAGCGUGCGCGGCUGGUGGCGGACGCAGAGGCGGCGCUGGCGGCCAAGGCGGCGGCCGCGGGCGGCGCCAGGGGCGGCAGCGCGGGGUCCCGGGAGCGGGAGCGGGAGGCGCCGCCGUCGUCCCAGCGGGAGCGGCGGCGCAGCCGGCCUCGUGAGCGGGAGCGCAGGGGGGAGCGCAGCAGGGAUCGGCGGCGCAGCCGCACCCGCAGCCGGUCAAGGGAGCGCGACAGGCGGCGGCGCAGCCGCAGCAGGAGCCGCAGCCCGCGGCGGGCGGCGCGGCGCAGCCGGUCGCGCAGCCGGGAUCGCCGGCGCUGA